GGCAAUAUUCUUAUUGGAAUCAAAUCACCCAAAACAGAGCACCAGGAUCAGGAGAAUGUACAAUUUACGACUGCUGCGGCGAAUCCUCCCCAGCGCCGGCCAACCACACCCACGCUGGAUGGCCAGCCAGCACAAGCGGCGCCCCCAGCCGGGCAGCCUGCCACCGGAUCGGCUGGAGCAGCUGCGCAGCGAUCUCCUCGAGCGUCGCCAGGAGCUGAGCGCCGCGGAGUGGACGGAGGUGCGCCAGUCGCUGGUGGACGGCUACAAGCACAUCAACGGGCACAAUGUGGACGCAGUGAUCCUUGGCGUCUGCAGUGGCCCACGACAACUGCCGCUGGCCAAGAACUAUGUGGAGUUCCUCCGCAGUCGGGGCUCCCAGCCAAAUGCAGCCACCCUGGGUCGCCUGCUGAGGGUUUACAAUGCCGCCUACCACGAACGACCGCUCAGCGAGGCGGAGCAGGCCGAGAUCUUGCUGAUCUGCAGGACCCUGCAGGCGGAGCACGAAACCCUGGACGCCAGCAGCUGCGAGCACAUAAUCCACGGACUGGUGGCCACAGAGGGCGACAAUUGGCACGGAGCCCUACCGCUUCUCGAGAUGAUGAAGGUCACCACCAGUGCGCCCAGCGUGGCCGCCUACUCUGCGCUGGCGGAGAAGGCUUUUAGUGUGGAAACGGAGCAGGCGCUGGAGAUGGCCUGGCGCCUGCUGGAGGAAAUGGCCACGGCCCGCAAGCUACCCAAAUGUGAGGUCUACCUGUCGCUGCUCAAUCGCCUGGCCAACGAAACUAGCCAGCUACCUGCCCAGCUUAAUCGUCUCUUGGACUUCCUUGAGCGCCAUGAGAUUCUAGUCAGCCAGCGGGUGGCAGAGCGCAUGCAGGAGCUGGCCCAGCAGGUGCCGCAGCUCCUCGAGGCCAGUGCCACCAGUCUGGGACCGCUGGGCAAGUGCCAGUCCUGCCAGCAGCACCUCCAGCCGGUGGCCAUCAGCGAUGAACAGUUCAGGCGGCUCAGCGAAUGUUUCCUGGAGCGCGUGCUCAUACGACGCGAUGUCUUCCAGUCAUCCACGCCCGAGGAGGUGGCCAGGUUCAAGAAGUACGUGGCCAAGACAGCUCCCUACGACUGUGUGAUUGAUGGCCUCAAUGUGGCCUACUCCACGGGCACCAAAAAGUCACCCCAGCAGCUGGCCAAGCUGGUGGCCACUGUGGUGCGGCACUUUCGGGAUCAGGACAAGCGUGUCCUGGUCCUGGGACGCGAGCACAUGCGCAACUGGUCCAAGCAGGCCAUGCACUAUGUCCAGAGCAACGCCAGCCUCUUCCUCACCAGCAAUCUGUCGCACGACGAUCCCUUUCUGCUGUAUGCCACGUUGCGCAGCGGCCAGGACACGGACUUCUUCUCCCGCGACCUGAUGCGCAGCCACGCCUUCCACCUGGGGCCCGAGCUAAAACCCAUCUUCCGACGCUGGCAGCAGGAGCACCAGUUCUCGCUGGUCACCCAGACGCAGACGGGUCGGAUUAUAGUCAAGGAGCCCAUCCGCCAUCGACUGAAUGCCCACGAAGUGUCGGGCACCUGGCAUGUGCCCUACUGCGAGGCGUACACCCAGCAUCCCACGGAGAGCUUCGAGGUGCCCGCCAAUUGGCUGUGCCUCAAGCUAAAGGAGCCAAAGGAAACCCAUCAAACCCAGGACAGACGGUGACUGUGUAAACACUUUAAGUGAGAAGCCGAAGAUUAACAAAUAUAUAUAUAUACUGGAUGAGCCGUCCUAGACACCAAA
Molecule: messenger RNA, 1765 nt
Organism: Drosophila subpulchrella
Lineage: Eukaryota; Metazoa; Arthropoda; Insecta; Diptera; Drosophilidae
Gene: mldr
Product: mitochondrial ribonuclease P catalytic subunit
Exons: 2
Coding region: 56-1687 (543 amino acids)
Biological process (GO): mitochondrial tRNA 5'-end processing; tRNA 5'-leader removal
Cellular component (GO): mitochondrion; mitochondrial ribonuclease P complex
Molecular function (GO): protein binding; ribonuclease P activity
Source: RefSeq, a predicted model, not a curated record